AUGGUCGGGAAUGGCACGGCGUCCUUUGCAGCACUGGCCUUGGUGCUCGGCGUUCGGGCCACCAUUCUGAGCGACGCAAUCGCAUCAGGAAAGCCUCCUUCACUGAAACGCUGUUUGGCAGCUGCAGCUUCUGACAUCAACUUGCAAGCCGUGCCAAGUAUUUGCCAGGAGGACAUUCAGCACUUUUACUGCCAAAGAGUGCGAGAUCUUGUUUCUAAAAGAUAUUUGGAAGAGGUCCAGCAUGCCUGCCGCGCGUGGGAAAAGGAGGACAGCAUUGCCCGGGCAACAGUGCUUUGCGCAGUACGCGCGCGCCUCCAAGCAAGCAGGUGA
Molecule: messenger RNA, 330 nt
Organism: Effrenium voratum
Lineage: Eukaryota; Dinophyceae; Suessiales; Symbiodiniaceae
Source: the annotation of a GenBank genome assembly